AGAUUUCAUUCGUUCAAUCAGUCUGCUCGGGACCGCCGUAGAAGGAGGUAUUGUCGGUUUCGUUUCUAACAAAACGCGUUUCGGUGUGAUUUGUGUUUUGUUUUGUGGUGCACGAUGGCUUACAACGGUAGUGGUGGCAAGAGACUGUGUACAGGGACCGACCUGGACGUCGAAAGGAGUAAUGGAAACAGCUAUAUGGCUGGCGAGCCGCGGCGCAAACGCGAGCCGCCCGCUCGACCCAACCACAUUUUGCUGUACACCAUCAUCAAUCCCGCCUAUCCUAUCACUGUGGAUGUCAUACACACAAUCAGCGCGCCUCACGGACAAGUACAGAGAAUCGUCGUCUUUAAGAAAAACGGUGUACAGGCCAUGGUUGAGUUUGAAAGCGUAGAAUCAGCAACGAGAGCCAAAGAGGCGCUACACGGCUGCGACAUAUAUUCUGGAUGCUGCACAUUGAAAAUCGAGUUCGCAAAGCCUGAAAGAUUGAACGUAUUCAAAAAUGACCAAGACAGUUGGGAUUACACACUAUCGGAAGAUGUGCCACCAGUACAGAGAAGCGCGCCCCUCCUACAGUCUCCCCAGUAUACCGGUGGAAGACCACAGCCUUACAAUGCGUCGACCAACGCCCAGGCUUCCACCAGAUCCUGCUGCGAAGACACCAGCAGCCAGCACAGUCAACAUUCCUGCGAGCAUUCGCAGAACGAUAUGGACUACGGUAGCGGUGGGCCGCCUCCUCCAGGGAUGAUGAAAGACAGACAUGGGCCGCCACCACCACAUCAUCCGCGUGACGGUCGUGGCUACGGUCCAGAAGGCUACGGCGGCGAGGGGUUCGUCCCUCCCCCACCCAUGCAUCACCCCUCCAUGCCGCCACAGAAUCAGUGUCCCCUGCUGGCGCAGGGCGGCCCCCCGCAGCAGGGCGCCGUCAUGAUGGUGUACGGGCUCGACCCUCAGACGGUGAACGCUGACCGCCUCUUCAACCUGUGCUGUCUGUAUGGAAAUGUUGUUAGAAUAAAAUUCCUGAAGACGAAAGAAGGCACGGCGAUGGUACAAAUGGGUGACGGCGUCUCAGUCGAGAGAUGCGUUCAGAACCUCAACAACGUGACCGUCGGGGACUACACACUCACAUUGGCUUUCUCAAAACAAGCGUACCUAUCAGAGGUAAUGAACCCGUACCCCCUGCCCGACAAGAGUCCCUCGUUCAAGGACUACGUCGGCAACAAGAACAACCGCUUCCUCACGCCCGCCUCCAUACACAAGAACAGAAUACAGCCGCCUUCUAAGGUGCUGCACUUCUUCAACACCCCGCCGGACGUGUCGGACGAGCAGCUGCUGCAGGUGUUCAAGGACUACGGCGUCACGCCGCCACACACCAUCUCCAAGUUCCCGCUCAAGAGCGAGAGAUCGUCAUCAGGGCUGAUGGAGUUCCAGAACAUAUCACAGUCCGUCAUGGCAAUCAUGGCCUGCAACCACGCGACCAUACAACACCCAGGUGCAAAAUUCCCGUUCGUAAUGAAGCUCUGUUUCUCAUCGUCACGACAAAUUGGCCAGGGUAAAGGCCAGAAUCCAAACAAGAGUCAAAAUCAGAACCAGGAUCAAAAUAACCAGAGACAAGGCCAAAACAAUGGAAUGGCAGAACACGAAUACUACUAACGGCGAUGAGGUGGCGCACACACACACACAUAUCAAGACGGACGGCACACACACACACAGCCACACCACUACGAGUGCGGGGGUGGGGUUGCCGUAACAAAAAAAAACAACGAAAAAUUCACCCGCAUUCACAUUAACCUAUAUUCGGAAAGUUACCACUCAAAUUGGGACGCGGGCGAAUUUUUCGUAACGGCAACAUUUUGAAAUAAUUCCUUAUUUUUACAAUUUGUGAUCUAGAUCACUCUUAUAAAGACAUUAACAGUUAGUUUUCUUAAUAUAAUUUUAGACACAGUAACAUGUUUUUUCAUAUUAUUACACAUUAUUACAUUUCCAUGUUUUUUUUCUUUGUUUUUCUGUUUAUUUUGUUUAGUGGGGAGCGAUGCUCCGUUGAAUGCGUCUGCAUUUCGUUUAUGGACUUAGCGGUUUAGGUAUCGAUUAAGUAAUAUUCCCAUUUAAUUUGAUUAAUUAGCUUUUAGUUACUUAUUAUUUUACCAGUGCUGUUUUCUUCCUCAAAAAAUCGACUUGACGAAAUUGUGACGAGCGUCGAAAAUGGCACUGUUUCCCGAUUUAGUGAGGAGUUUUAGUGAAAAAUAAAUGAUAUUAGUUUGUGAGUAUUGUUGAAACAGUACUUAGUUUCCUUUCUUGUUCCCUUUUCUUGAUGCGCGAAUGGACAAAGAAAAUAAUGUCCGCGCGUAUUUGUAAUUUAUCUAAAACUUGGUUGUUUUGUAUAACGUGACAGUUGUGAAAUGUACAAGAAAUAAAGAAACUGAGGUAUAUUAUAGAAAAUUUGUUUUAUUUUUGGUUUUUAAUAGACCACGCUUAUGUGCUUGUUUCUUAAGUUUGCACCAAUUUUGUUCGUAGUGGCGAUCUAUCGACCAUUUGAAAAUGUUUUAAGAACCAAAAGUAUCUAAAUGUAAGAAAUAGUUUAGCACUCUUUAGGUUUAGUAGUAAGUGUCAUUGCAAUGUCAAUUAUAUUC
This is a messenger RNA of Helicoverpa armigera (cotton bollworm), 2627 nucleotides long. RefSeq names its product heterogeneous nuclear ribonucleoprotein L (gene sm). The record is from RefSeq and is a predicted model, not a curated record. Gene Ontology annotation, cellular component: nucleus. The coding region runs from base 115 to 1650 and encodes 511 amino acids. NCBI's taxonomy places the organism in Eukaryota, Metazoa, Arthropoda, Insecta, Lepidoptera, Noctuidae. Gene Ontology annotation, molecular function: mRNA binding. Gene Ontology annotation, biological process: mRNA processing; regulation of RNA splicing. The transcript is spliced from 16 exons.